This is a messenger RNA of Dictyostelium purpureum, 2217 nucleotides long. RefSeq lists its product as uncharacterized. The coding region runs from base 1 to 2217 and encodes 738 amino acids. NCBI's taxonomy places the organism in Eukaryota, Evosea, Eumycetozoa, Dictyosteliales, Dictyosteliaceae. The transcript has 2 exons. The record is from RefSeq and is a predicted model, not a curated record.
AUGUUUGGAACCAAUUUUAAAAACUUGCCAGAUUUUAAAAUUUUUAACGAUUCCAGUAAGAAAUUAGAUAUUUUGGAAUUUAGAAAUUGUGGAAUAGAGGGUAAUAUUCCAACAAACAAGUAUUUAGUUAAAAAUGCUAGAUUUGACAUAUCUGGCAAUAAUAUGAAUGGUGCUAUUGAUAAUAGUUGGUGUAAUGGCGUUGAUUUUACAAUUACUGACAAUAACUUCAGUGGUGCUCUUCCUUUUUGCUUUUAUUGCUAUUUGGGCAUUCCUUCAUUUUAUAACAAAUUCUCUGGUAAUAGCUUUGAUAAUUUCAAUACUUUAGGAACAAACUGUAAUUAUAGUAGUAAGCCAAAUAUAGCUUCUACUCCUUUUACUAUUUGGGGUGAAAAUCUAGGUUAUGAUAUUUCAAAUAUGAAGUUGACUCCCUCAGCUAACUUCUGGGGAUAUACAAGUUAUGGAAAUUUAUUAAGUGGUUCGUUUUCAGGUGCACCAUCAAAAUUCAACUUGACCAUUGUAUCAUUAGAUUUAACUUAUACUCUAUCAUUAUCAAUAACACAACCACCAAUCAUCAAUCAAAUCAUUCAAAAAAACGAUACCCUAUCAUUCAUUGGUGAAUAUUUUACAUACAAUUCAAGUGACACUACCAUCAUAAUCGAUAAUUAUCAAAAAUGUCAUAUUGAAAACACUACAUUCUAUCAGGUUGACUGUGUAUUGGAUAAGCAACUUAGAGAUCGUGGAUUUAGGCCAAUAACAGCAAUUGUAAAGAAAUCCUUUAAUAAUGAUUUACAAACUUUAAAUACCUCCAAAACCGAUUUCAAACUCGAGUAUAUCGUCUACUCAUGUGGUGACUGUGGUAAUGGCUAUUGUAAUACUGUCAAUGCAACAUGUAUAUGUAAUGAAGAUUGGGUCACAAUCGAAGGUUAUCCAACUUGUAUGGUUCCAAACCACUAUAUAUCCUCUACCAGUCAAGUACCAUCAAAAACUGGUGGCGAAAUAACCCUUUAUGGAUGGUUUGGUACACUCCAUGACCAUAUCACCGUUACUGUUGGAAACAGUGUCUGUGACAUUAUUUCUUACGAUAAUACAACUAUUGUUUGUACCGCUAAACCAGGCAGUGGUAGUCAAAAAAUUACAGUAACUCAAAACAAAUUGGAAUUCCAUGGUAAAUUUUAUCCAUUUAUUGGUGAAUUGUUAUGUCCAAACAACUGCACAAGCCCAGAACACGGUACAUGUAUUUUUGGUCAAUGCUCUUGUAAAAAGAAUUAUGUUGGUCUUGAUUGUGGGGGUGAUACAUCUUUAAACUCAACUAUUGAGAGUGGUUCAAUUAAUUUCUCUAGUCAAGCAUCUAAUUUCCUCAUCUCAAUAGACUCGAUCAACGAAGUGGACAUUAUGGAUAGGGUUGUCGAUGUUUGGAAUUUAACAAACAAAUGGGUUCCUUUAGUUGACUCAGAACUCUCAAAUAAAUAUACCUCUGUAUACUCACAAAGUAGACAAAAUAGCAAUGCAACCAUCACUUUAAUAAUUGAACAGGUUCCUAAUUCGAAAGAUUUUAGCUUUGCUGGUGUUAAUUUUACAAUCAACAGUGGUGGUACUAAAUUUUCAAUUGAUAUUAAAGAAUGGACAUACAAAUCUAAUCUAAAUACCCUCCAGCUUCAAAUAUCAACAACAACAGAAUUUAAGAAUAAGGAUCCAUGUAUAUCACACGAUGAAUCAACACAUUCUAGCUCAAGUAAUGAUCAAAUGUUAGAUAGUGUAAAUUAUUUAAAAGUUAUUAAAGAUUCAAAAACACUCUAUGGUCGUUUCUUAGAUAGAAUGCUUUCAGAUGGAAGAGAAACAACAAUUGAAACUAAAAUUAAAAGCAAUUCAACCAGCAACAUCAUCUUAACAAUUAAUUUACCACAUUGCAAAGAAUGUAUUUUAGAUCCCGGUAUGUAUUAUAAAGAAAUGAUUUUUUUUUUUUUUUUUCAAAUAUUAAUAGUUUUUUUUUUUUUAGACUUUUCAGUUUUGAUAGAUCCAAACUAUAUUAAUAAUAAUAAAAAUACUUGCAGUAAUAAAAAGAAUUGGGUUAUAAUAGUUGCAGUUGUCGUUCCAGUUGUAGUUGUAUCAAUAGUUCUUGUAGUAGUAGUGGUAUUAUAUAAAAAGAAUACAAUCAAUAUAAGAAUUGGUUUAAGAAAUGUUUCAAUGAGAUCACUUAAAGAUAGAUCAAGAAAUUAA